Pyricularia grisea is the source of this 2541-nucleotide messenger RNA. RefSeq lists its product as uncharacterized. The record is from RefSeq and is a predicted model, not a curated record. Lineage: Eukaryota; Fungi; Ascomycota; Sordariomycetes; Magnaporthales; Pyriculariaceae. Bases 1 to 2541 code for a protein of 846 amino acids. The transcript has a single exon.
AUGUGGACCGGCCCUCCUCCCCUUCCAGCUUUCUCAGUGGAUAGGCUGGCCCGGCGCAACAACAAAAGCAGCGCCACGUCCGCUCCAACGUCACCUCCACUGUCCUCACCUCGUUACCCUCCAUCAAGUUCAGUCUUGGGCCAAUAUCACAGCCAGAACUUGGCCGAUCUUCUCGAGCCUGCCGUCGAUGGCCCUCCUUCGCCAGAGAGCAUAAGGGCAUUAAGUCAGCAAGUGAGGCGGACCACUACCUCAUCACCGGUGCAGGAGAAGCUCCGGAACAACCAACAGACUUGCUCUGGCUCGACGUCUUCACUGCAGUCCCUCAGCUACUCGGGCUGCCCUCCAUGGGAACAUUCGUUCGAUGCUCCCUACUCUGCACCUAUACAAUUGUCGCGUAACUCUUCGGGCCGCUCAGAAUCAGCCAACAUGCAACAUCAAGCACGGGAGCGGACAGAUAGCGUCCAAAUCUUUGGCAAGGCCUUGUUCAACCGCAAGCCCAAGUCCAACAAGAGAGAUAGCAGCAACUACAGUAGCUCUGGAUCGAGCUCCAUUUACUCACAGGAUCUUCCACUCGACACAGUCAGCCCUCCGCUGCCAGUUGCCGUCAUGAAUCUGCCUACUGCCAACCACAGCAUCCCAUCACUCUUCAGCAGGAGAAAGAACGCAAGGGACUCUAUUAUCGUUGAUUCGGAUGUGAAGAGGAAGUACACCAUCUCGGCGCCAUAUAACUUUCAACACUUGGCACACAGCGAGAACAAUGGCCGGCCUGGCAUGCAGACGGCCAACAGGCUAACUAUGCAGACCGAAGACUCCCUUAUACGCGCUUCGCGAGUACCUUCUGACGGCUCUCUUGUUGGCAUCAACGCCGAGUCGCAUAGCUCAGUAAACUCGUCGUAUGAGCAUCUCGAGAGCUCUGAUAAGCACACUGAAGUGGCUGCAAAACGAACUUCCGUGUCCCCAGUGUCUUCAAUUUUUCCAGUGUCUCCAGUCAGGAGGAGAUAUCCUUUGAUCAAGGUGCGAUCUCGAGACUUCAUGGAGCAGUCACCUCCCCGGCAAACCAAGCUAGACGAGAUAGCACCACCAGUCCCGCCUCCCCGAGUGUCCAGCCGAGUAUCACUCGGGCACGCCAGAUUGGAUUCCACCUCUGCUACCACCAUUCAUGAUAGACCGCAAACUAGUGGCGGCAUAUCACAAACGUCGCAGCGAUCCGCAUCGUCUGACCAAGAAGAUGACUAUCUUCACAUGCGGAAAACCAGUCGCGAUAGCAACAUCGUUCCGGCAGACUUCAGAUUCUCGCGUGCAACCCCGCCGGCAUCGAAUACCAACAACUGGCCUCUUACAUGCUCGCCAGGUGCUGUCUCGUCCGAUGCACUCCCCAAUGUUCCCGAAGAGGAAGAGCACGCUAUAAGGGCUAGGUCACGGGCGAGCAUCAUCAGCACCAACUCAUCACUGCGAGCCAGCAAAUCAGUACCUAUGCUGUGGCAGAUUGGAACUUCCAGCCAACGACCAUCCAGCAUCGCAUCGGACACCCUUGGCCGCUUUGACAUGUCACGGUUGGUGGCUCAGCGUGCACCAGCUGUGGACAGCACGACUAACGAGCCUCUUGACGUUCUCCUCAGUGACAGCUGGGAGGACGACAUUGACUAUUGCUAUGAGCACGAGGCAGAGGCCGACUGCAAUUAUGCAUGGGACCGUCCAUCGCUCGACAUAUCUCGCGAAGACGAUGAAACAACACCAGUCGAGUUUGACUACAACGAUGAGCACUCAGUGUUGGCUCAUGGAUAUCUGCAUCCUGGCCGCUUUGACGUGCCAGCCCUGAGCCCCGUGAGCCAGGUGUCCAGAGACAGCAUGAUACUCAUGGAGGCAGUCACUCCUACUACACCUGCUGUUCCAGCCUCGGCAAACUUUUCACUACCUAGGGCAGAUAUCCAAAAGCAAGCGUCGCGACGACAGGUACGGAAGCCGCCGCAAACAUUAAACUAUACCGAGUCGCAGGGUUUCGAUCUGUCACCAACCCUGAUCAUCCCCAACGGGGAAUUUCAACGCCAGGUUGUGGAGGAACCUGAGUGGUACCCUGGCCAAGAUGAUAUCCUGACGACGCGGUCUCCUUAUAGUUAUGAGGAGCCCACUCUCAACAUGGACAAGUCGGCACUAUUUGUCCAGUCUCGCGUCAGCGGCUCCACCGUGGCUAGCAUGAGCUCGGAUCUCACCAGCUCGGAUCGUCACGCCUCCACUUCGACUACAUUCAGUCGCCUGACAUCCAGCACCAGCUCCAUCAGCAUCCAGGGACUGGCGGACCAGUCGACCGACACUCUCGUCCAGGCUCGCGAGAUGGCCGACCUCAGCCCUGUGUCGCCCCAAAAGUCAAGGGAUGACUCGAUGAGCAAACUCACCAAGCAGCGCAAAGAGGAGCAGGCUCCGACGCGAACACGCCAGCGGGCAAAGACACUGAGCCAUGCCCAGAUGGCUUACUCUAAACCCUCUCUCCAGCCCAACGUUCAGCAUUACGCUGCUUACACUAUGUCUGUCUCGCGAAUUUGA